AUGGAGGCUGGCGAGAGCGCUCCUUCCUCGUCCUCUUCUUCCUCUUCUUCGUCUUCUCCCUCUUCUUCCUCUUCCUGCGCCACGGGGUGUUCCUCGCUGAGAGAGGGGGUUGCGGUUCACCCGUCUCAGGUGGCAAAAGCCGCUGCAGAUGUCGAGAUGACAGACCUUUCUCCUCUCCCCUCUUCUUCUUCUUCUCUUCCGGCUGCAUGCGCUUCGGCUCCUGGCUCGUACGGAUCCUCGGUCUCAGAGGAGCAAGCAGAAAGUGGGGGAUCUGAGCCGCAUUGCGCCGGCGCCACAGCAGACAAGCAGGCGUCUCUGGCGAACAGGAGGGAUGUUUCUUCUUCCUCGUCUUCAGACGAGGAAAGCGACGAGGAGGACGCAGGGGAACUGUCCCCGGAACGGAGACACGCAGCGAAGAUGAGGGCCCUGCAAGUGGCCCUGCAGAAGGAGCUUGUGAUCGACGGAGAUGCAGAGAUCGACGACCUUCUCGUCGCUGCUCAUGUCGCGCAGAUUGAGAACCAACUCUUGGAGGCCCAGCAGAAGGCCGGAAAUUUAAGGAAGGAAACAAUUGAGAAGUUGCUCUCCUCGGGGAAAAACACCUCUCUUGCAGAGAGUGCAGCGAACGUCGGCAGCGCAGAGCCAGAAAAACACAAGGAAUCUAAGAUGAACGACGAAGGAGAGGAUGACGACGACGACGAUCAAGACGACCAAGAAUUCGAGGCACUUAUGAAGACUGAGGAACGCUUCCGCCAGCGUCUCCUUCCACAUCCGAAUGCCGCCCCAUCCGUCGCGGAGGCUCUCAUGCGGGCGAAAUCUCCUUCGAGUGCGUCGCCGUCAGCCUCUUUGGCAUCUAACGGACUGCGUGCAGAUGCCCGCGCAUCAAGCGAUCUUGCGGACGGCGGCGCGUCGUCUCCAACUGUCUCUGCCUCAACGGUCGUGGGCGAGGCCGGAGCAGGCAAAGAAGACGCAUGCAGCGCAAUUGGAAACGGAGAGAAAGAAUCGUAUGCAGACAAGCUGAACGGGCUCCUUGCACUCAUUGGAAAGGAAGCAGAGGAUGAAGAAAUCGACGAAGACGAAGAAGACGGUGAAGACACCCCGAAAGGAAAAGACGGCGACAGCCUCGGGAUGUGGACCGGCAUCCACCCCAUCGAGGUCGAAGGCCUCCCGGUUCAAGUUGCUGCAGACUGCGCCGUGCAAGCGUGUGGCGUCGUGCAUGCGUUGGUGGACUCGAUGCUGGUGAUCAAAGGCGACGAGAAUAGCAAUCCGAUGGAUCUCGGCUCGGUUGUCUGUCUGGAAGACAAAACAGUUCUGGGAGCGAUCGCCGACACAUUCGGCCCCGUCGCGGCCCCCUUCUACGUGGUCUACCUCCCGGACGAAGUUCCGGAGAGCCGACAAAAACCCAACUCUUCGUCCGCUCCUUCGGCCUCCUCGUCUGCUUCGGGUUUGCGCGCGCGCUUGUCGGCGGGUGUCCGUGUGUACAGCGACGUGUCGCAUUCCUCCUUUUUGCUGGGACAGCACGGACAGGUGCCGGGGUAUCUCAAGUCGCUACACCGUGUGCGACUGCACUACGCGAGCGGGGAGGAGGAUUUCAGCGAAGACGACGAAGACGACGACCGCAUGUCGUGCGUCUCGGGCGUUUCGUCGCGGUCUUCCGCCUCGCAGCGGAGCAUGCGUGGUCGGCGAGGCCGAGGCUUGAGUGCCUUGCCCUCGCGCAAGGACGGCGACAAGGCCGCUGCGUGUCUCAAGGAGACGUACGAAGAAGCCGGGAAGGAGAUCUCGCCCGAGGAAGAGGCUGCGCUCGAGCUCCAGAAACAGCAGAAAGAGCAACAGCAGAGACUGCGAUCUGAAGCCAUGCUGAGGCAGUUCUCGCACGCGAGAGAUGACCACAAACUCGCCAAGAGUGGCUGCGCGAACAAGCGCGCCUUCGCGGUCCCGGACCCGCCGAGGAGCCGCAGAGACCAGGGCAGCGCGAAGGAGCCGGAGCAAAGGGGCGAGGAGAGGAGACGCAGCGAAGGAGCCCGCAGACCGCACGGAGGCGGAGAGGCCAGAGAAGGGAGUUCCAAGGGGUCUACAGAGAGACGCAGCCGCACUGGACCGACAAGUGCACAUGCACAGGAUCCUGGCAUCCCGCCGCCUCCGGCGUUCGGCUCAAGCGCCGUUCGGGCGGGCAACCGACCGCCGUUCGCGCCGCCUAACUCGGCGGCUGCUCACACCCACGGCUCGUGCGGACCUCCUUCGCCCUUUGGGUAUCCCUCUCGCCCAGCUUUCUCCCCCCCUCCGCCGUCUCCAAACCAUGGACCGUGCUCUCAGGAGGCGGGGAACGUCUCCUGCGCGCCAGGGGCUUUCCCUCACGGGGCCGCGGCCUCUGCCUCGCACAUGCAUCAGACGCAUGCGCCUCCGCAUCUCCACACAGGUUGCUGUCCGACGUACCAGGCGACAGGAGGUUCGCUCGGGAGCUCGGUCGCGAACGCACCCAGCCAGUGCAUGCCUUCGUUUUCGAACUGCGUGCACGCGUGCGCAUGCACACAGACACAAGCUCCCGGCGGAGACGCAUGCAGUUUCCAUGGCGCUCCCACUCUUUCAGGAAGCCCGACGGCGCUCACGAGUCCCAGCCACGGAAUGGGGUGUGCAGGCCAGGCGCCGGCGGGAAGCGCGCCUUCUUUCUGCCCCACGCCUUUCCCUCACCCCGCGCCUGCCGCCCCUGGCUUCGCAAACGCUUUCUCGCAUUCGCACGGCGGGGGGUGUCCAGGCGCAGCGGGGCCUGGGCCCGCGCCGGGUGUCUCUACACCCGAGCACGGCGGCGGGGCAGUCCCGGCUCAGUUCGCCCAGCCCCACGCGUGGUCGGCGCCACAGGCUCUCGCAUCUGCUGCGAAUUGUUUCCAUCACUCCGAACAGCGGGAGCAAAGGGAGGCGAGCCAUGCGGUCGCGUCGCUCCCCCCGUGGGCGCGGACCUGCCAGCCUUGCAGUCCGACUUCAGGUGUCUAUCCACCUCACAGUGUCUCGCAUCCGCUACAGACGCCGUCCAACCCGUCCUUCCCUGCAGGACAAGGGGUGAGGCCGCCUCCGCCGCCACCCUUUCGUUAG
This is a messenger RNA of Neospora caninum, 3084 nucleotides long. RefSeq lists its product as hypothetical. Gene Ontology annotation, molecular function: RNA binding. The coding region runs from base 1 to 3084 and encodes 1027 amino acids. Gene Ontology annotation, biological process: box H/ACA snoRNP assembly; ribosome biogenesis; pseudouridine synthesis. The record is from RefSeq and is a predicted model, not a curated record. The transcript is spliced from 5 exons. NCBI's taxonomy places the organism in Eukaryota, Apicomplexa, Conoidasida, Eucoccidiorida, Sarcocystidae. Gene Ontology annotation, cellular component: sno(s)RNA-containing ribonucleoprotein complex.